Molecule: messenger RNA, 1419 nt
Organism: Sorex araneus (European shrew)
Lineage: Eukaryota; Metazoa; Chordata; Mammalia; Eulipotyphla; Soricidae
Exons: 13
Coding region: 1-1419 (472 amino acids)
Source: RefSeq, a predicted model, not a curated record
AUGCUGACCGUGGUGCUGGAAGUAGAGCAAGGCCGCGGGCCAGGCCCUGAGGAGACCUGUCACCCCAAAAUCCUUCUGGAGGGGCCCCAGAGUAUCUGCCUGCUUCAGUCUGGGACCCUGGAGACUCAGGAACGCCUCACCUUUGACAGAGUCCUGGAUGCUGCUGCAGCUCAGGCAGAGCAGGAGCUGCUGGCUCGAGUCCAGCCCACACUGGGCUCUGUGGGUCGGGGCUACAGCGUGGCUCUACUGCUUCGGGGCCGGGAGAAAGAGGCACCUCGACUAGUACCUCAGCUGCUGCAGACGCUGUUUGAGGAGGCCCGCGGGGGCUCUGCUCCCAGGCUGAGCACUCUGAGCCUGGUGCAGCUCAGCGGCCAGGGGAAGGCCCGGGACCUGCUCUCCCCAGGGGCAGAGGAAGUGUCGGUGCUGCACGUGACUCCUCUGGGCCUUGUGGUGGAAGAUGCCCGGGAAGUGGAGGUGUCUGACGCAGGAGUGGCCUCCGAGCUGUACUUGCAGGCCUCAGGGGGUGAAGGCAGGGACUGCCCGCUGCUGCAGGUGCUGGCUGGCGAGGCGGCUGAUGAGAAGGAGGAGGGCUCCCUGCCUUGGGUUGUCUCUUGUCUCCUGGAAGGAAACAACUACAGUGGCCUACUUCUUCGCGUGGACCCUCAAGGCAGCUCCCUGAGCUUGCUCCAGGCUGCUCUGUUGGGGGUGCAGCGGAGGCGGACACAGGUGAAACAGGUGGGCCCCACCCUGUGGGAUGCAGCGCAAGAAGCCCGGGCUCGGCGGCUGGGCCUGAAGAGCCUGCGUUCAGGCCUCCUGGGGGACCCCGUGGCCCCUGGUGGGCUCAACCAGCUGGCCAGGGCCCUGCAGGAGCUGCGGGUAAGUAAGGUGAGGCCUGGAGGUGCCUGGGCCAGGAAGGCCCGGAGCCCGCCUCGAGCCCUCUCUGCCCCAGAGGUGCCUCUGCAGUUUUUCCUGGCCCAGGCCCGGAGGCAGAGGCUGCGAGAACAGCACCAAGCCUUGAUUCAAGAGGAACUGAAGCAUUUGGAACAGGAAGAGGAGGAGGUGGUGGAUGAUCAGGCUGGAAGUCUGAUGGCUGGAGAGGAGGUCUCCAAGGCACGGCAGGGAUGGCACCGGGAGCAGAUGGCGCUGAGACUGCAGCUGGAGGCGGUUCAGGCGGAGCGCGACACAGCCGAGCAGGACCUGGCUGCCCUCUAUGAGCUGCACGUGCGCGCUGCCCGCGCUCGGACCCGCCACGUGCUGCAGGUGUUCCAAGCCUGGCGAGGGCUGUGGGCAGAGCAGGCUGCGGACCGGGAGCACCGUCACCGCAGCCUGCUGGCUGGCGUCCUGCAAGACUCCAUCAACCUGGCCACGCAGAACCAGGAGCUCCAAGCCCAGAACCUGCAGCUUCGACAGUGGGAGUGA